This is a messenger RNA of Symbiodinium sp. CCMP2592, 333 nucleotides long. Lineage: Eukaryota; Dinophyceae; Suessiales; Symbiodiniaceae. The record is from the annotation of a GenBank genome assembly.
AUGUGUCGAAGCUCCAGAGGUCAGCUCCCAUGGUCUCAGUGUCCUGACGAAAGCCUCGGCCUUCCGCUUGGCAGCCCAAUCUCCCGAGAGCACCUGCGUGAGCUUUUAGGUCCAGAAGAAGACAAGGUCCAUCCCGCACCCUGGCCAUCUUCUCCACUGAGGAUGGUGUCCGAGGCUAUGGGCCCAACCAACUUCGUCCGAACCGCUGCUGUGGCGUUGGGUGGUGCACACCUCGCUGCGUCCAGAGGUGCAAACUUUCUGUGGGGAGGAUCGACAUCGAAGAAGCCGUGGAUGACAAGAAUGACCUGGCAACUUUCUUCAUUGUUUCUAUGA